Molecule: messenger RNA, 1655 nt
Organism: Neltuma alba
Lineage: Eukaryota; Viridiplantae; Streptophyta; Magnoliopsida; Fabales; Fabaceae
Product: zinc finger CCCH domain-containing protein 22-like
Exons: 4
Coding region: 31-1521 (496 amino acids)
Molecular function (GO): nucleic acid binding; metal ion binding
Source: RefSeq, a predicted model, not a curated record
UCUCGGGAAGAAAGUGCUUCGGUGGGGACAAUGGCUAGUGAAGAGGAGAGACAUCUGGAAACUCAACUAGAGCUCCAAUUGCAGGAACAGAGGGAUUCACUCUCUGCACUCAAUGAAGCUUUGGUUUCUGAUCCAUCCAAUCCCGAGCUUCUUGCGGUUCAUGAGGAGCUUGUUCAGGCAAUCAAGGAUGCAGAGGAAGGGCUUCUUCACUUAAAGCGUACUCGAUUAUUGCAUGAAGCGGAUUCAGUCCUGUAUAGAUCUAAUCUUUCUGCUCAAGCAGAGAAAGUUGAGCCACUUGAUCCUGCAGAUGUUGAACCAGAACCUUUAGAGGAACAACAUUAUUCUGUUGGAUCUAAGUGUAGAUUUCGUCACACUAAUGGUCGUUGGUACAUUGGUCAAGUGGUGCAGUUAAAUAGUUCUUCAGCAAAAAUGUCAUUCCUGAUGCCUACGUCUGAGAAUAUGCUGAUGUGCAAGUUUUUUCUGCAACAACGAUGUCGCUUUGGUGCUAACUGUCGUCUAUCACAUGGUAUUGAUGUUCCACUGUCUUCCCUCAGAAAAUAUGUUCCUACCAUCUGGAAGCAGUCCCUGGUUGGUUCAAGUAUAUGGGCAGUCUCAGACGUUAAUGCUGGCAUUUGGAAGGAAGCUGAGCUUGAAUCCUGGGAUGAAGAACUUGGAGUUGGACAAGUUGUUUUCCGAGAUGAUGGAAGUUCUGUGAAGUUAGGAGCAGAAGCUAUAGCAUUAUCUGAAUGUGCAGAAGUUAGUGAUGAAGAGAGUGAUUCCAGCUCAGAACAGUCUGAUUUUAGUGACUAUGAAGAAGGUGGCCCCCAAGGUUUAGGCUUUCUGGAAAGCACCAACUUGCAGCGGGGUAUUCAGACUGAAACUGCUAUAUUUGCCAAAUGGGAGAAUCACACCAGGGGCGUAGCUUCCAAAAUGAUGGCCAAUAUGGGUUAUCGUGAAGGUAUGGGUUUAGGUGUUUCUGGUCAAGGAAUGAUUAAUCCCAUCCCAGUGAAGGUCCUUCCACCAAAGCAAUCGUUAGAUCAUGCUCUUGAAUCUCAUAAAGAUAAAGGAGAAGAGAGCAAAGACAAUCAAGGUAAGAAACGGAGUAGAGGUGGUAAGAGAAAACGUGAUAAGAAAUUUGCAGAGGCAAUUCGGGUAGCAAAAGAAGAGGAGGAAGCGGUAUCAGAUGUCUUUACACUAAUAAAUAAUCAGCUGGCAAUGCAUGGUGAAGCUAUAAAUGGUGGAUCAGCGAGGAAGCAGCAAGGUAAAGGUUCAGGGGAAGGUAAAAAGGUUGAUAGGAGGGCUUUGAUUGCUUAUGAGGAUGAGGUCAAUGACUUAAGGAUUCGGGUUGCGAAACUCGAAGAAAUGGUGAAUAGAAACAGGAGAGAGAAGGCAGUUUAUGAGGCUGCUACGAGAAAGUUGAUUGAAACCCGCAAGGCUUUAGCUGAGACUGAAGCAGCCCAUGUCUCCGCCUCAAAUGCAGUGGUUAGCAAAGAAAAAGAGAAGAGAUGGCUUAAGUUUUAGGAUGCUGGAGAAAAAAAAUUAUUUUGGGUGGGGAGGGGGUGAGGGAAAGGAAUUUUGCUGUUGGACCUUAACUAGAUAUCCUAGACUGCUUGUUCGUGUACUAUUUGUAAAUAAAAUAGGAUUCUUUUACUGGA